This is a messenger RNA of Rasamsonia emersonii CBS 393.64, 927 nucleotides long. RefSeq lists its product as uncharacterized. The transcript has 5 exons. Bases 1 to 927 code for a protein of 308 amino acids. Lineage: Eukaryota; Fungi; Ascomycota; Eurotiomycetes; Eurotiales; Trichocomaceae. The record is from RefSeq and is a predicted model, not a curated record.
AUGGACCAAAAUCCUUUUGCUGAUUUCGUCUCUCUCCCAAAAGUCCACAAGGCCUUUGAAGAACAUCUGCCUGUGCGCUUCCUUGUGGAAAUACCUACCAAGUACCUUCCGUCGAAGGACGAUAUUGAAGAUACCUGGCUCGCCGUGAGGCCAGUUGUAAUUACCACUCUGUACGGUGCCGGGUUGGGGGAGGUUCUCACCAGAGAGAAAGAAGCUGCGGGAGCGUUCGAGAAGCUGGUCGAGAACGAAGCGAAUGAAAAUGACGAUGAGAACACAGACAAUGGAAAUAGGAAAGCCGACGGAGAAGAAGCAAGAGGCAGCAAUCAAGAAAGCAGCCACCAGCCAAACUUCCAGAAACCACCGAGGACGACCAUCCGCGUUGCGUGGAUGGAAAUUCUCGAACCAAACAGCUACAUUAUAGUCGAAAUAAAUUACCCCGGGUACGAUGUUUCGACCGCAGACGAGCACGACGCUCCCAUCCUUCCGGUCUUUGUUAUGCGUCUGAGGCAGCCGAAGAAAGCGACGAGUGAGGAGGAGCAGGGUGAUAGCGAAGAUGAAGGGCCUUACUUCUCUAUCCAAAACAUUCACCCUGGCUGGGCGCUACGCGUCGCCAAGCGCUGUGUGAAGGUGCAUCGGCACUUCCAGAAGUUGCUAGACAUGGCGAUCGAGAACGGCCAGGACGAAGCGUCGCUUAACAGGCUCCGUCCGCCGUUAAUUUACCCGAGGAACAGGAAUCAAUCUGUGAUAGUAUUGCACGUCCCCGACUCAGAUGACAGCAAAAUCAGUAUUCCAAGAUCUCGCCACCAAGGGCGCCCGGAACAAUCAUCUCUCCUUAAGCAAAAAGCACAGCCACGUGAGGACACUACAACGUUCUGUACAUGUAUAUAUAAUAACUAUCUUGUUUCCGUUCCUUGUGGUCCAGAUUGA